Molecule: messenger RNA, 4914 nt
Organism: Varroa destructor (honeybee mite)
Lineage: Eukaryota; Metazoa; Arthropoda; Arachnida; Mesostigmata; Varroidae
Biological process (GO): regulation of transcription by RNA polymerase II
Cellular component (GO): nucleus
Molecular function (GO): DNA-binding transcription factor activity, RNA polymerase II-specific; RNA polymerase II cis-regulatory region sequence-specific DNA binding
Source: RefSeq, a predicted model, not a curated record
UCUAGCAGGUGUGUGACGCACGCUAACCGAUACUUACACUAAACAUCCCUGAAAAAACAGCCACAGCAGAAGCAGCAGCAGAAAUAGCAACGAUAACAACUUCUACUAGUAAAGCCUUUAACGGGAUAAAAAAGACAAUGCAAUAAGCAAAAAUCACGAGUAGCAGGUGACAAAUGUUAGUAAUCAGCUAGAGUGAAUGUUAAAAUCAAUUGUAGGAUAUCAUCGCAACAGCAGUUAUCAAAUAGAAAAUGCUGUUUUAAUCGCUUAGGUAGCGACAAGCAAGCUAUCUUUAUCGUUCAAUAUCGGCAUGUGAACGAUAAGCGAGCUUCAAGCUGGCUUCAGGCCGGAUACCCGAGACAUUCCAAUUCUGUGACAACAACAAUAACACGAAAGGUGGUUGAUCUAAAAGUGAGUUUAUCAUCCGCAUCCAUAGCAGCUACGUGUCUGUAUAUGUUCUUCCUUGUAUAUGCAUGUGAGUGUAAACUACGUUCAAAUCUCUGAGCCUUCAUUAUAAACAAAGCGAAAAAGGUUGCACUGCCUCGAAAGCCACGUGACCGAAUCUGGAUCUCUUCUUCUUCAAGGAGUUAACUUGAUAACGGAAGCAGUUCAUCCAAGUUCAAUAUAUUGUCAGUAAAUCACCAUUGAUCGUCUUCCGUGUGGUUGUUAGGCUCCUUUGGCGCUGCCAUUCUCAGAUAGAACUUCGACCUGUGAGUUUAACGUUUCACCAGCAGAGAUCGGCGUUGUCUUGCCGCUGGCGGCUGUCCUUUCUGCGGCAGAGGCAAUCCUGUGGUAGCUCUUGUUAUUGUGAUUGUGCUGCCGCUGUGGUCGUGUUAAGAGUCAACGGACAGCCGAGAGUUGCGUCGUCGAGCGCGUCGAGCGCCCACCGCGCGGAAGGUGGCGACCCUCGAGGAGCACCCGGUUGCCGGGGUGACGUACCCGCAAAGCCAGAGCAACGCCAUCGCCGUUGUGCGCUCCGUCGGCGUAGGUGUCAUCACCCCGAACAACAACUGGCUUUGUGCCAGUGAUGACGUCUCCGUCAUUGCCCCGAAGGCGCCGACCACGUCGCCUGCGCCAUUUUUCGACUAUUAUGGCUCCCUCAGCUGUCAUCCGCCGGCUGCUGCGGCAGCAACGACAGCCACAGCGGACACAGACGUAACCAACCCCCAUUCCGAUGAUGAUGACACGACGAUAGAUUCGCUAGAUAGAAUGGAGGCACCGCCUGGCGGUCAUCUAGCCAAUACCAAUGGCUCGCAACAACAACAGCAGCAGCAGCAGCAGCAGCAGCAGCAACAACAUCCCUCUGUCGUUCACCAGAUGACUGGAGCCCCAUCAGGUCCGACAGCUGCGUACCAUCACCCCGGGCCACAAGGGCCGGGAGGCGGCGGCGGUAGCGACUUCGAUUUGGAUCAUCUUGAGGACGUCGUUAAACAGGAAAUGGUCCCCGAUGCCGAUGAGUUUCGCGCCAUGCAAGCCCGUUCCGGCGGCAAUGCGGGCCAGCAGGUUCUCGUGCUAAGUCAGAUGGAGCAGCCGGGUACACCACCAGAAACACCCCCCGACCAUCCCGAGGGAUUGUUGUGGCUUCAGCAGCAGUCCAACCUUUGCGGAACGGGGCAAACACCUCGGCGAGAACUUCUUGACCUGCGGCCAGAAAAUGUUGAUGCUUGGGUUCAUCUGCAGCGGCGCGAUUAUCUGGAAGGCUGCCCAGGACAAUUGGGCCAGCUUGGUGUACCGGGUGUAGGCAGUGUGGCGAUGUCACCCAGAGGCGGACUGAUGCCUCAGCAUGGCACACAUGGAGCGCCAAUGGGACAGCACAUGAUAUCCGGCGGGGGGUCACCCCUCGGGCCGGGACAGGCUGUUGGCGGGGGCGGACAAAACGGCGCCGGUGGCCGCGAUAUCUUGGACGACGACUUGUUGGUCUCGCUGUCUGUGCGCGAACUCAACAAACGCCUCCACGGAUUUCCGCGGGAGGAGGUGGUUCGCCUCAAGCAGAAGCGUCGAACUCUAAAGAAUCGCGGCUAUGCGCAAAAUUGUCGCACGAAGCGCCUGGCAAAACGUCACGAGCUCGAGAGCCGAAACCGGCUCCUACAAGCGGAAGUGAACCGAUUACGCCAGGAGCUAGAACGGACUUGUCAGGAGCGGGACUUCUACCGGCAACAAAUGGCGCUUGGAGGUGGCAGCGGAAGUGCACCGGCCGGAGGACCAGGUGGCAGCGUUGUACAACAGUCUGGCGGCAGUGGGAACACCAGCGGUCCAUCAUCAGGUGGCAAUCAAAACCAUUCCACACAGAACGGUCAGCUGAUGCUCCAGGGCGGGCCACAGGUGAUCCAGCAGACUCGUAUGCAACCACACGGGCCCCAUGUCGGACACGGCAUGGGGCCCACGCAUGGGGCUCAUCCACCACCGCACCUAGGGCAACAUCAUGGCCCCACAGGGCACGGCCAGCAUGGAGGGCCGGGCGGAGGUCCUCCCCAUCAAGGUCAUCAGGGCGGAUCGCUGUCGAGUGGCGCAUCAUCAUCGCCAUCAUCACCCGAGUUCUACAUGUGAUCCCGGCCGCUCUGCAGAAUUGCCUGCAGAUAAAACUAGAUGAAGAGAGGUGAAUCUAAUAUUUUUAGUUGAGUGAUGACGAUAACGACGACGAUGAUCAUAAUGAUGCUAGCGUGAAGGCGCUCUCCGACAAACGUCAGCUGAAUGGGAACGAGCUAAAGCAAAAAUGGUGAUUAUGGAUUCAGAGAGACGGCAGAAACAAAAGGAGACAACUGAUCUCAGCGGAUGACCAGAGGACGCUUUCUUCAUCUUCGAAGUUUUUGCUGAGUGUCAUUGAUUGGCGAGGACGAUGCCGACUGUACAUAGCGCGCCAUUAUAACUUUGAACACAUGCGAAACCCGACGGGAUGACAACAUGACAUGAUGACGUUACAGACCUAUUUCACAGUGUUCAUUAUACACUCAUCAAAUAAUCACUCAAGCAAUCAACGCUGAACCAGCUGAAUCAGUCAAUCAAUCGCAAUUCAUAUACAGAAACAUCCCACUAAUAAUAACAAAGUCAGCGAGCACCAGCCGGACCGAGGGACGCGAAUGUAAAGUGCGAAACCGGUAGGUUAGGCCUAGCCGCUACGGAAAAGAAGACUGAACACGGGACGUGAAAAUAACACUGCUAAAAAACGCGACCAUAGCAACGGCUGAAAAUCAAUGAGGGAAGUCCGAAGGCAUGUUGAAACCUGAAGGGUCUUGAAGAACUCUCAAGAGUGUCGACAGAUCGCGGGGGACCUAGGUUCCUCGGGACAGUUCGUAUCUAUGUGUUCAUUCAUAUGAAGUAAAUAGGAGGCAAAAUAUUUCAGCAUGUAUUGUACUCUAUAUGAAAAAUUAAUAAGUUCUGUUAUCAACUUUCUUGGAGAGAAAUCCACGAAGAACUGGGGUUUCUUUCAUUCCCUGAUCCUUCAUUAGCAACACAAACAUAUUUACACAUAUACAUCUAUAUUACAUAGCGUACAUCAGCUUGAUGCGUCUGUUCCUUGAAUGCAUAUCGAUCGAGGAACGAACGAGUGAAAUACACGAAAUUGACCUCAUACAGGCUGCAAGGUUAGUUUUAGCAAAGAGCAUUUCAUACAGACUUCAGUUAAUCUGAGACCCAACAGAAAGCCUAUUUUUUUUCUGUUCAGUGGGACGAACGUUCGUGAGGUCAAAAAAAAGUGGUGAAGUUUUAACCGAAACAGGCUAGUUGUCUAACUGAAGUUUGGUCUUUCCGAUGCGUAAAGUUGUAAUGCUUACCAAUAAAUCUGUGCAAUUAGCCGAUCACAGUCAAAAUAAAUAAAUAAAUGUUUGACAGUAUUCGUGGAACUUCUCGAAUUCUAGCCACCGAAAAGUUCCAGCUGAACAUUACUUGUAACUAAAAAGAACUUGAAGAGGUCCCGCCCGUGCUAAACUCACUGUUUUGGAGAACACCUCACUGCGUGGUUGCUAUUCCCACCGAAUUAUACCCUCUGUUGUAUAUGUACUUAGUCUUUGUAUUAUGUGUCCUGCAGGGCACAUUUUUCACACAGAGGAAAAUUUAGGCGGGAACUAGACAAAGGUAAAUGUCGCAAGCGUGAACGAGACGGUGAUUACAAAAAAAAAAAAACAUUGACGCAUUUGCUGUAUUUGCUUCUAUAUGAAUAGGCAUUUGAGCACGAAGGUCGAAGCAAUGAAAACUAUAUAUAUAUAUAUAUAUAUAUAUAUAUAUAUAUAUAUAUAUAUAUAUAUAUUCAUAACUGUGAGCAGACGGCCUCGGUCAGAUCUGGCGGCCAUUAAUGAAGAAGAGGUUCUCUUUUUGACAAAAGCAGAUAAGAGUACCAACUAUCAGUAGUCUGCUGAUACUAUCACAACCGUAAAUAAUACCAAAUGAAAGAGAGACAGCGUAUAUAUAUAUAUAUACAUAUAUAUAUAUAGAAUACAAUGUGCAAUAGAUAAAAAUGGAGAGAGAAUUUAGAACGUUUGGGUGCCGACUGCUGAUUGCAUAGGUGCACUGUAAUCUUUACAAGCUGAAAUAUGGAAGGCAAUGAGCGAUGUAAAAUCGUGCGAUUUUCUGGGAAUGGUAUUGGAAGACUAUGGGAUAGGGUGGGGUGAUCAUUUGACUGGGCGGGAUUAUUUGGGAUGUAUAUAAAGCGCGCGCCGUAAGUGGCGUACUGGGAAGAUUUUGGGUACUUUAAGGUGAAGAGGAUGGAAGACUGUCGAGGAAAAGAAGACACGCUAACAUAAUCACCACACGGCGUUACUAAUAAACAGAAUAAUGGUGACAGACGAUGCCAGAUAAAAAAAAAAAGGUAAAAAGCGGAGAGACGGAAAAGGAUGGAGCGGAAAUGAUAACGAGACCGAGAAAAAGAAAAUAUCUGCGAUAAUAUAUUUGCUUAAAUAAAAAAGCAACGUAUGUUAAAACCUA